Molecule: messenger RNA, 1026 nt
Organism: Fonsecaea monophora
Lineage: Eukaryota; Fungi; Ascomycota; Eurotiomycetes; Chaetothyriales; Herpotrichiellaceae
Exons: 6
Coding region: 1-1026 (341 amino acids)
Source: RefSeq, a predicted model, not a curated record
AUGGCACACGUACUGUUAGACCAGAUUCCCCGUACCAACUUCCAAGCCAUCUUUGGGGUGCAUCAGAACACUCCACGCCUGGAUGAGCAAAUCAACUUCUACAAAGCAGCAGCAUCUAACUGGCAGUUCGCAAAAGAUGACUACCAGCUCAAGGAUGGUGCAACGCUGCCCGAUGCCUGGUUCACAGCUCGUGGAGUCAAGCGCGAGGACCUCGACCGGUUCGUGGCCAUGCGGCUUCCGCACGAUCCAUACAUGCACGUCUACUUCUACAGCUGGCACAACCUGUCCACCAAGGCCCAGUGGCCUCCGAUCAUCAACCAGAUCGGCUCGCGCAGCUUGACGUUCCUGCUCGACGACGUUGACAAGGAACUCGAACGCAUCCGCCGCGACUUCCCCCAGACACCGAUCCUGUCGGAUGUCUUGACCAUUGAGCGGAAAUGGGGCACGACCAGAUCCGCCCUCGUCAAGGACCCCGAAGGCAAUUUCCUCGAGCUGGUCUCCGUGGCCGGGGGCCGGUUUGACGAGCAGAAGAUGAAGCCGGCGCCGUGGGAUCAAAAGACCUGGUUGCAUUUUCAGAUGAAUUGCCAGUAUUGGGGCAAGACGCGCCGGUUUUAUCGAGGGUUCGGCAUGGAGCACGACUAUGGUACGGACUUCCGAGGCGAGAAGAUUGGGUUUCCCUUCGGCUGGGACUAUUAUGAGAAGCAGAUGAACGAAGGCUGCGACUUCAAGGUCGAUCCCGACACUCGCAAUGACUUUCUCCGCAAUGCCCGGGAUGUCAGUGGGAUGCAUCUGGAGUUGUUGGAAGGUAUUCCAGGGAGAGAGAAACCUCCUGGGGUUCCACCCACGUGGUCCCAGCUAGGCAUCAUGCGCUACUGCUGGAGAGUCCCAGACUACUACAAGGCUGUGGCUGACAUCAAGAAACUCGGCAAGAAGAUCUACGUGGAAGACCAGCGAGGAUGUCUUGUCUGGGGUGACACCCAAUGGAUCUUCUAUGGCGACUGUGAUGGAAACUUUCUGUGUCAGUGA